GUUCGGCAGUUCCCGACGUAUGUAAUCAGCUUUAACAUAUUUUUUCACGUUCAUUUUUGAUCUAUUUGGAAAAAGAAGUAGUCUUGGACAUUUUAAUUGUUUUUUAAAACCCAUUGAAAUUAUUUAAAUCGCAAAACUUUGUUUUACCUUUCCCAAUCUACAUCAUUCCAUUGUUUUGGUUCGCUCGCCCGCCCACAUCGAAGAACACUCCGACGCGGGUAAACAAGCCGCGUAGUUUGAGGCCACUAAAAAAGUAAUGGCACUGGGCGGUGAGAUAACAUUCGUGCUAUUUUGAUUUUUGAUGGUGAUAUUGGUAUCUUUUUCAUUUUCUAGCUCAAGCUGCAUAGGGGCUGGCGGCUGCUGGCUUGGCAGGCCGUAUUACCUCUUAAGCCAUUCCAAAGCGAAAAAGAGAAAAUGGAAUGUUUGAAGGACCAGAUCAGCAUUCUACGAAGCCUUCUUCUUGUGCCGACCGGGUGUGUGCCUCCCGCCGUGUUUCUGUACGGCCACCCGAGCACGGGAAAGACGACGGCGCUGUCAGCCGUGCUGUCAGAGUUUAGCGGUCCGCGGGCAGUGGUCAGCUGUGUCGAGUGCUACACGCCGCUACUGCUGUAUCAGCUCGUCCUGCGACAGCUGUCAGACACAGAGAGAAAAUGUGAUGGAAUCAGCAGCUUCGUGACCGCAUUACAAGCCAUCGGCACUGAACGGCCCGACGAGAAUAUAGCUAUAGUGCUGGAGGGUGCCGAGAGGCUCCGUGACCUGGACGAGGGCGUGCUCUCGUCCCUGCUGCGACUACAGGAGCUCACCGGCCGCCCAGUCUGUCUCCUGCUCACCUCCAACCUGGUGUGGGAUAAGUUCCAGACGCCGGGCGGUCUGCCGCAGCCACUGCUCGUCCAUUUCCCGCAGUAUAGCCGCGAGGCGCUGCAGUCGAUCCUGGCGCUGGACCGGCCGUCAGACGUGGACGAACAAUUCUACUCGGGCUACCUGAACCUCAUCCUGUCCGUGUUCGUGGUGCCGUGCCGCAACGUGCGCGAGCUGCGCCACCUGGCGCGCGCCAGUCUGGCGCACUACCGGGCGCCAGUGCUUUCUGGCGAGGUGGCGCCCACCGACCUCCGCCGGCUCUGGCGGCACGUGGAGCCGCACCUGCGGGCGGCGCUGCGCUCCGUCUACCUGCGCGAGGCGGAUAGCGCCCAGUGGCUGCGCACUCAGACUCAGCUACCCGCGGCGGCCGUCCAGCCGAGCUCGCACGACCAGCCGGGGAUACUGGACGCCGCCGACCACCAGCGACUCAACACGGAGCUACCGUUCUACUCGAAAUUCCUCCUGAUUGCCGCCUAUCUGGCCUCGUACAACCCGGCCAAGUCGGAUCGGCGAUUCUUUGUCAAACGCACCGGGAAGGGCGCUGGUCGACUGAAGGCUCGCCCGCCCGCCGGCGCGCGCGUGUCGGCUCUCCUAACCGGACCGAGAGCGUUCCCUCUAGACAGACUGCUGGCUAUCUUCUAUGUGAUCGUGGAGGACCGUGUAGCUCCUACAGCCAGUAUCUACUCUCAGGUGUCAUCGCUGGUCACCCUGCGCAUGCUCACAAGGCUCGGUGGGAGCGACAAUCUGGACUCUGCCAAGUACAAGUGUCUAGUGAGCUUCGACACGGUCAAGUCGAUCGCCAAGACGGUGAAUUUCGAGGUGGAGUGGUACUUGUAUGACUUUGUUUAAAUUUUUGCUUGAAAAGCACGACUUUGAUGUUUGGCUCGGUGUGGUAUUCAGUGCCAAUGCUUCGGAAGUGGCAUGUGUAAAAAAGUGUGUCAAUUUUCCAAUGGCGCGCUGUCUCAGGAGACUCAUUUGCCGUCCUGGGCUUCGCCGCAAUGUUGUGUUGUGACUUGUGUCGCGAUAUCGUGGUGGCUGACGGGUUGUGAUCUCGUGUUUGAGCUGCAUGGGUGCGCCCUGUGAUACUGCUGAUGCCAUACGGUCUGAUUUGCCUCAUCAUGUUUCGGCAUCUGUUUCUCAUUACCUCACGAUAGUCGGACGCGUCUCUCGAUGCUGUUGUCGACUGCUCAGGCAGUGGAAGUGAGUGAUGUUCCUUGGAUCCCUUCGCUGUGAUCCUGAUGUCUAGCUAUCGUUGAAGUAAAACAGUUAGUGUUUCUUGCCCAGUCGUGCUAUCUCGGAUGUUUGCGAGUCCUUUGGAGCGACACAAGCACGUUGCCCAAUAUUUAUCGCACGAUGAACUUGCGCUGUGCGUGUCCAAGUGUUUGUCGUGGCCCAGAAUUGUCAUCAUCUGACAAAUACAAACGCCUUUUUUA
Amphibalanus amphitrite is the source of this 2291-nucleotide messenger RNA. RefSeq names its product origin recognition complex subunit 5-like. The transcript is spliced from 6 exons. Lineage: Eukaryota; Metazoa; Arthropoda; Thecostraca; Balanomorpha; Balanidae. Gene Ontology annotation, cellular component: nuclear origin of replication recognition complex; nucleus. The record is from RefSeq and is a predicted model, not a curated record. Gene Ontology annotation, biological process: DNA replication initiation; DNA replication. The coding region runs from base 415 to 1707 and encodes 430 amino acids. Gene Ontology annotation, molecular function: DNA replication origin binding.